CUGAAUUUCUCCUGGCGGGUGCUCAGCCCUUGGAGCAGGGGAGGACUCAGCGUGGGAGUUCUAGCCGUGCCCCGAGCCCACCAGCAGCAGCCGGGCAGCGCGCGGCUCCGUGGGCAGCUCUCCAGGCUGCUGCGGGGUCGCCUGAGCCCCUCGCCCUGCUGGGAGAGAGCACGUGGGUCCUGGUUGCAGAAGCCUGUCUCUCCCGAAAGUGUAAGGUUGCUAGCACAGGCAUGAAUGAGAGGUUACGCGGUUACUCAGGCCAUACAGCAGGAUAUGAAAAUGAGAACCACAGUGCUCCCAUGUUGUACAGCUGUGGGGCCCAGUACAGAAUACACACCCACGGAGUUUUUAGAGGCAUACAAGAUGUCCGACGGGUGCCGGGAGUAGCUCCAACUAUCGUCCGAUCAGCAAGUGAGACAAAUGAAAAACGUCCCUUCAUGUGCGCGUACCCCGGCUGUAACAAGCGAUACUUUAAGCUGUCCCAUUUACAGAUGCACAGCAGAAAGCACACUGGUGAAAAACCUUAUCAGUGUGAUUUUAAGGACUGCGAACGAAGAUUUUCUCGUUCAGACCAACUCAAACGGCACCAAAGACGACACACAGGUGUGAAGCCCUUCCAGUGUAAAACCUGUCAGAGAAAGUUCUCUAGGUCUGAUCAUCUGAAGACUCAUACCAGGACUCAUACAGGUGAAAAGCCUUUCAGUUGCCGGUGGCCCAGCUGUCAAAAAAAAUUUGCCAGGUCUGAUGAAUUAGUUCGUCAUCACAACAUGCACCAGAGGAACAUGACUAAACUGCAGUUGGCCCUUUAG
Molecule: messenger RNA, 809 nt
Organism: Apaloderma vittatum (bar-tailed trogon)
Lineage: Eukaryota; Metazoa; Chordata; Aves; Trogoniformes; Trogonidae
Product: Wilms tumor protein homolog
Exons: 7
Biological process (GO): regulation of transcription by RNA polymerase II
Cellular component (GO): nucleus
Molecular function (GO): DNA-binding transcription factor activity, RNA polymerase II-specific; RNA polymerase II cis-regulatory region sequence-specific DNA binding
Source: RefSeq, a predicted model, not a curated record